CACCAGUGGCAGAUAUUGGUCUGUGUUGUGUUGUGUUGGGUUCCCCUCUCUCUGGAGGAAGGCUGUGUGUGUGCGGGACUGGGUCGGUGGUUGGGCGCGCGCGGGAGAGAGACAGAGACAGAGAGAGAGAGAGGGAGGGAGGAGAGGAGAGGAGAGGAGAGGAAAGACCUGGAGUUGAAAGCACAAAGGUAUUUGCCGUUUCCUCAACCGCACGGCUUGUCCUUGGGCAGAACAACAAACACAAAUUGGGAAAAAAGCAUGUUCUUCGAGCUGACGGAGACAUGAAAUCCGCAGGAAGCAGCAAUGUGGAUUUAUUUACGGACAGCUACUGCAACAUUUGUAACGCCCAACUGAUCUCCGAGUCACAGAGAGUCGCUCACUAUGAGAGUAAGAAACACGCCAACAAGGUCCGUUUGUACUACAUGCUACACCCCGAGGAUGGAGGGCCCCCCUCCAAAAAGCUGCGACCGGACAAUCCUGACAGUGAUGAUGGAGAGGUGGACAAAAACAAAUGCUGCAGCUUGUGUAACAUGUUCUUCACCUCGGCCAUCGUUGCCCAGUCACAUUAUCAGGGGAAGACCCACGCCAAGAGGCUGAGGCUGGUGCUGGGGGAGUCGGCAGACCCCCCAAGGAUAACAGAGACUCCUCCUGACACAUUGCAGCCAGUGGCCUACAUCUACGAGAGCACGGGCCCCACCGGCGACUACAGCAGCGACUCGGGAAAGUACUGCCUCCUGUGUAACGCCUGGUUCAACAACCCCAUGAUGGCCCAGCAGCACUACGAGGGCAAGAAACACAAGAAGAACGCAGCCAGGGCAAAGCUCCUGGAGCAGCUGGGAGAGACCCUGGGCUCCGAGGCCCUGCGAGCCUUGAAAAGCAGCUACACUUGCAACAUCUGUAACGUGAUCCUGAACUCAGUGGAACAGUAUCACGCCCACCUACAGGGCUCCAAGCAUCAGAGCAACGGAGAGGCUAAGGAGGCUGGAGGGACCGAGGGGCUGGUGAGAGCCAUAGCCGGGCGAGGCCGGGGAGAGAGAGGAGAGAACGGCAGCGAGCGAGCCCCGGGACCCCUCCAGCCCAGAGACAGGAGGAGCUGGUGGGGGUCCGGCCCGGGCUGUGAGCCUGGCGACAGGGAGGACCACGGCCAGCGGCCGCUCCCCCGAGCACGGUGCUGGGGGGAGGGGAGAGACCCCAGCGCUGGGUGUGAAGCCAGGCCGGGGGGAGAGAAGAGGAGCUGGGUGUCGGCUAUGCGAGGCUGGGGUGAGGACGACAGGAGCUGGCAGGGAGCAAUACAGGACUGCAGGGAGGCUGGAGUGGGCUCCGUCAGGGGCUGUCCUUACUACCAAUAGGAGCCGGCGAUCGCUGGAAUGGACGGGCCAAGAAGCUUUAAGCAAAAAAUACCCAUUUGCGCUCAGCGCCUCAGCGGGUCCCGGAGACACGGGCGGGACAGGAGGACGGGAAAGCGUCUCCGUGGGAGCAAUCCGGGAUUCCCAUACCACCAUCGAUUCAUCCAUAAACCUAUCCAUUGGUGUCCGCGCGUCCGGAACGCCACUCCAGGUCACAGACGUAGCGGUGAUUGUUUUUUGAAUGGGUGGGGG
Molecule: messenger RNA, 1598 nt
Organism: Callorhinchus milii (elephant shark)
Lineage: Eukaryota; Metazoa; Chordata; Chondrichthyes; Chimaeriformes; Callorhinchidae
Product: zinc finger protein
Exons: 8
Coding region: 282-1349 (355 amino acids)
Cellular component (GO): nucleus
Molecular function (GO): zinc ion binding; nucleic acid binding
Source: RefSeq, a predicted model, not a curated record